This is a messenger RNA of Lycium ferocissimum, 3937 nucleotides long. RefSeq names its product pentatricopeptide repeat-containing protein At4g21065. Bases 140 to 2590 code for a protein of 816 amino acids. Gene Ontology annotation, molecular function: protein binding; zinc ion binding; RNA binding. The record is from RefSeq and is a predicted model, not a curated record. NCBI's taxonomy places the organism in Eukaryota, Viridiplantae, Streptophyta, Magnoliopsida, Solanales, Solanaceae. The transcript has 3 exons. Gene Ontology annotation, biological process: RNA modification.
UCGACUUUGCAAGGAUAGAGCAAGUUCAUUAAACCAAGAAAACACUAGUUAAUUUGUAAACUGCAAAUACAAAAAUUUGUGGAGAUGAAAUAUGCAAUUCUAAAUAUCAUAUAAACAAGUUAAAUGUCUGCAAUCCUGCAUGUUAGUUUUCCUAAUGAAAAUUUUAUCCUCAUAUUCAGAAGCAAGAUUUCACCAUAUCUCUGUGCAACUUCAUCGCACGAUUCAAACAUUUACAAGUUCUAUAACACGAGGCCCAAAAUGUUCCUUAGUUGAUAAAAAUAAAAAAUUGAACGAAUUAUCAAAACUGGGUCAAACUGAUGAAGCACGAAAGAUGUUCGACAAAAUGCCUGAUAGAGACGAGUUUACAUGGACUACAAUGGUUGCUGCGUAUGCCAAUGAAGGAAGGCUUGUUGAAGCAAGACAAGUGUUUAAGGAUGUCCCAAUCAAGAAUUCAAUUACUUGGUCUUCCCUUAUUUGUGGAUACUGUAAGCAUGGUUUUGAAAUUGAAGGAUUUGAGUUGUUUUGGCAAAUGCAAAGUGAGGGACAUAGACCAAGUCAGUUUACAUUGGGAAGUGUGCUGAGAAUGUGCGCGAUAAAAGGUUUGCUUUCAAGAGGUGAACAGAUACAUGGAUAUGCUAUUAAGACUUGUUUUGAUAUGAAUGUUUUUGUUAUGACUGGUCUUAUUGAUAUGUACGCGAAAUGUAAGCGUAUCUUGGAAGCUGAGUUUAUUUUCGAUAUCAUGUCAAAUGGGAAAAAUCAUGUUACUUGGACUGCUAUGAUUAGUGGGUAUUCUCAAAAUGGCGAUGCGUUAAGAGCAAUUAAGUGUUUUAGUAGCAUGCGUGCAGAAGGGAUUGAGGCGAACCAGUAUACAUUUCCGGGUGUUUUAAGUUCUUGUGCUGCACUGUGUGAUCUUAGGUUUGGGUUACAGGUACAUAGUUGUAUUGUUAAUGGUGGUUUUGAGGCUAAUGUGUUUGUUCAAAGUGCGUUAAUCGACAUGUAUUCUAAAUGUGGUGAUUUGCAUAGUGCUAAGAAGGCAUUGGAACUGAUGGAGGUAAAUCAUGCAGUUUCUUGGAAUUCCAUGAUGCUUGGAUGUGUGAGGCAUGGACUUCCAGAGGAGGCAGUGUCUUUGUUCAAAAGGAUGUAUGCUAGUGAUAUGGAAGUGGACGAGUUUACUUACCCUUCAGUUCUGAAUUCUCUUGCUUGUAUGCAUGAUGUCAAAAAUGGGAAAUGUCUUCAUUGCUUGAUUGUUAAAACUGGGUACCAGAGCUACAAGCUUGUAAGCAAUGCACUUGUUGAUAUGUAUGCUAAACAGGGAGACCUACCUUGUGCGAUGAGUGUUUUCAACAGCAUGGUUGAAAAGGAUGUAAUCUCAUGGACAUCACUCGUCACUGGCUGUGCUCACAAUGGCUCUUAUGAAGAAGCUCUGAAAUUAUUUUGUGAGAUGAGAGUGGCUGAAAUUAAACCAGACCAAAUUAUCACUGCUAGUGUUCUAAGUUGUUGCUCAGAGUUGGCACUACUUGAACUUGGGCAACAAGUUCAUGUAGAUUUUAUCAAAUCUGGCCUUGAGGCAUCAUUGUCAGUUGAUAAUUCUCUUAUGACAAUGUAUGCCAAUUGUGGGUGCCUUGAAGAUGCCAAAAAAGUAUUCAACUCAAUGCAAAUGCGUAAUGUGAUCAGUUGGACUGCUCUUAUAGUUGCUUAUGCCCAAAAUGGCAAAGGAAAGGAGUCUCUAAGAUUUUAUGACGAGAUGAUUGCAAGUGGAAUAGAACCUGACUUCAUUACAUUUAUAGGCCUAUUGUUUGCCUGCAGCCAUACCGGUCUUGUUGACGAUGGAAAGAAGUAUUUCAAUUCAAUGAAGAAAGAUUAUGGGAUAAGACCAAGCCCUGAUCACUAUGCAUGUAUGAUCGAUCUUUUGGGCCGUGCGGGGAAAAUACAGGAGGCUGAGAAGUUAGUCAAUGAAAUGGAUAUUGAACCUGACGCUACUGUAUGGAAAGCGUUGCUUGCUGCAUGCAGAGUACAUGGGAGCACAGAUCUAGCAGAGAAAGCUUCAAUGGCCCUCUUUCAGUUGGAACCACAAGAUGCUGUCCCGUAUGUUAUGUUGUCAAAUAUCUAUUCCGCUGCUGGAAAAUGGGAAGAUGCAGCAAAACUUAGAAGAAAAAUGAAGUUGAAGGGUGUUAACAAAGAGCCUGGUUAUAGUUGGAUUGAGAUGAAUGGAGUGGUGCACACCUUUAUAUCUGAGGAAAGAAGUCACCCAAAGAGUGAUGAAAUUUACUCAAAACUUGAUGAUGUUAUUGCAUUGAUCAAAGAAGCUGGAUAUGUGCCAGACUUGAAUUUUUCACUUCAUGAUAUCAAUGAAGAAGGAAGGGAACAAAGUCUUUCUUAUCAUAGUGAGAAAUUGGCUAUUGCUUUUGGGCUUCUUUGUGUGCCAAAAGGAGUACCAAUUCGGAUUUACAAGAACCUUCGUGUAUGUGGUGACUGUCAUAAUGCAAUGAAAUUUGUGUCAAGAGUUUUUGAUCGACAUAUCAUUUUGCGAGAUUCAAAUCGUUUUCAUCAUUUUAAGGAAGGGAUAUGUUCUUGUGGGGAUUAUUGGUAGAAAACAUUCCUUUGGCUUUUCUUGGAUCUUGUUUCCAUUGCGCUUGGCAAGAUCAGAUCAUCCAAUUUCAUUAAUUGGAACUGAUUACUCUCUGAGAUUUAUACGAGAGUCGGUUCCCUAGUCUCUAUUUCGCAGCACUCUACUGCAACAGGCACCAAUUGCCAUUCCCCGGCAUCUGGGGGAUAACUGGUCCUCAUUCUGAGAAAUAUGUUUGUCUCCAUGAAGUUAAAGUUGGGAGUUACUUCCUUUUCAGUGGACAAAUUACCCAAACAGAAUAGGGACCUGAACUGUGCACUUGUAACCAACCAGCUCGGGGACCUAACCUAUGCACUUGUGGGGCUGUUAGGGAACUUUAGAUUGUGUUAAACUUUCCUAGAACUCCGGAAGUUAUAUGGUCUUGUUGAUUGGAAAAAUGUUGGGGUGCUUUAUGCUUGGUUACAGCAUUUGGUUGACUUGCAGGUGCUUCAGUGAGAUAUUUAGAGCUUUCCCACCACCAGUCCUCUGUUUCUCUAUUGCGAGCAUAUGGAAAGUGUAUAAUAUUUCAUAAACCCUAGUGUUAAUUGCCUGCCUUUGGUUGUCUGGGGGACCUCAGUCCCAGUCUUUAUUGUGAGCAUAUGGCAAGAGCAUAAUAUUUCAUAAAGCCUAUUGUUCAUUGCCUGCCUUUGGUUGCAUGGACCAGAAGAAAAGCACAUGUUAUUGAACAAAGUAUGCUCAUCAUUCCCCAGUCCCCCAAGACAUCAGAGCCCAUUCCAUUGAAGUCAAUGUGGUCUUUCCUAUUGUGGGUGCAAGAAGGUAGAAUAGCUACACACAUUUCUUGGAACCAUCCCCUAUGGAGUGGAUGGAAACUAAACGCAAACAAACUGAUAAUGUUCUUGAUGGAGGAAGUAAUUAGCGAUUUGCAGCAGUAUCAGCUCUCUGAUGGGACAGCGGGACGGGUUUGAAAGCCACAUUCACUUUGGUUUGAUCCUGGAGACUCUGGCAAGAGAGACUUAAAAAUAAGUUACGGCGAAAAAGAAGUUUGAGAGAAAAAGAGCCUACUGUGGAUUAAUUGGAAUAAUAUAAUGUCUGAUGUGAUGGUUAUAUCUGUGAUGGUGUAUUCUCUUUGUAUAGAUCAAACACUUAUCUGUUGCAAGUUCAUAAAUCAUCUAAACCACAUGCGAGGUCCUCAGGCAGUUGUCAAUAAGUAAACAAACCUAUCUUGGUUGUCCUUGUUUGUUGAAUUUGGGAUGUAAUCUCCCUGGUUCAGAUUUGCUGUGAAUCUGUGAGCACAGGACCACAAAGCUGUACUUGAACUAUUUAGGUGCUGAUUUUUAUAAUAGAGAUUGUAGUUGCUGUUAGUGCUUUGAA